GCCCUCUCAUUAUAGUUUCUUCUGAUCUGUAAGUAAACAAUGAUGAUGGCAGAAGAAGAGGAGUCCAUAACUACUGGUACUAAUGGGGUCUGUUUGAAAGAGACAGGAACUGGCAAUGGAGGAUCAAAUGGUUUAGUGAAUAAUGGAGGGACUGUUAAUGACCCUGGAGUGGAACAAGAAGCUGAUAAAGAGGAAGGAGGGACUGUAUCUUAUGAAAUGUAUAAAACCGUUUUAGACGAAAGGGAUCAGUUAUCACUUACUUUAAAAGAUAUAAAGCAACAGGAAGAUUCCUUUCAAGCAAUUGCAAAGAGAUUAGAGGUAAAGUGUCUAUCCCAACAAGAAGAAAUGGAGGAAUUAGAAGAAAGGCUUCAAAAAGAAAAGAAUACAACCACAUCAUUACAAGAAGAACUGAAUAAAAAAAUAACAGAAUUAUCUCAAGCAAUUAAAAAUGAAGAAACAGUCAUGGACAGACUGUCUUCUCUUGAUCAGGAAAGAAUGAAAUUAUUGGAUGAGCAAGUGACCUUGGAGAGAAAGACAAAGGAAUUGAAUAGAGAAUUGGAGAAGGCACAAGCAGUUGUUAAAAAUCAAAAAGUGGAAUUAACUAAAUUGAAAACAGCAAACGACAAACAAGAAACGUCAUUAUCUGAAACAACACGUGAACUGUCAAAGUUAAAAGAAGAAACGUCUUCCUUGAGCAUCAAAUUAAAAUGGGCACAGAACAAACUAAAGACUGAAACAGAAGGACACAAAGAUACUAAAUCACAAUUAGCAGCAACAGCAAAGAAGCUUAAGCAAACAAAGGAAGAGAGUGAUCAGAUUCGUUCCGAUCUUAAAAAGAUGAUCUCCGAGUAUCAGGAAUCGGAAGAAAUGAGAUCAAAUUCACUCGACGUCAAAUUAAAGAAAACGGAAGAGGAGCUGAGACAGCAGGAGCAAGAGAUCGCUGACCAACAGCAGCUUCUUGAGUUAACAGUUAAAGAUCUUGAGAUUAACCAGGCCUCACUAGAAAUAGCUAACAAAGAAAUACAGCAACUGAAAAAUAAAGUGUCAGAAUUGAUAAAUCAGAUGACAGAGAAGCAGGAAGAGUUGGACAGAAUGAAAGUUGAGAAUGCGCGAGAGAAAAAAGAGCAGCAAAAACUAUUGAAUGAAAAAACUGCUAUACAAGACAUGAACAAAGAUAUUGAGAAGGAGCGAUUGGACUAUGCUGCACUAAAGGAAAGCCACACCCACUUACAAAAAACAGCUCAGCAUCUUGAGAGGGAGGUUAGCAGACGGAAGGACAAAGAGGCGGAGCUUUUGACGUUUUCGGACAAAAUGUCGUCACUAAAUGCUGAGCUGAGAACUGAGAGAGAUUCACUAGAGCAAUCAGUGAUACAACUGGAGAAUAAAUUAAAGAAAGAAGUUGAUAAUAAUGAAAUGAUUGAAGGGAAGCUUAAAGAAAUGGCUGAUAAGUUACAGUUGGUUGAGAGAUCCAGUCAUAAAGAGAUAAAUUCAUUAAUGCAAGCACUACAAGACAAAUCAAAAGCUGUUGAGCAGUUGUCAGUAUCGCUGGAGGAAGAGAGAGAACAGAUGGUGGCCAUUAAGAGAAAACACUUGAACAAUAUCAAAGACAUGCAAAGACAAAUACAACUCUACUCAAAGCGUAUUGAACAGUUGGAGGCUAGCACACAAUCAGAUGUAGCGACACUGCCUGUGACAUCAUCAGGUCACAUGACUUCUGGUCACAUGAUGAGGUCUGCCCACUCCCAUGGAUCACUAGAUGGAUCACUUAACAAUAUCCCAUUAACAAACCAAACCCACUCAACGUCGUUAACACCUAACAACAGAAUGUCACCUGACAAUUUUAUUCCUUCCCCUCAAUUACAGUCCAGCUCACCAUCCCACAUGCACACUGUACAAGGUGGGGGCGUGAGCACAGGAGGGGGCGUGGCUGCAGGUAUAGGACUGUUUCAAACGUUGGAUCAUGAGAAGACAGUCCUGGUUGAUAAGUUGUGCCAAAUGAAGCGACAGCUAGCAAAGAAAGAAGAAAAAAUUGAAUUUUAUGAAGGACACGUCCAGCAAUUAACAGAAGACAUCAAAUCAAAAUCAAGAUUGAUACAGCAUUUCAUAAUGAGAGAGGAAGCUGGUGCUCUCAUUCCGCCAGAAGCUGACGCCAAUAAAGAGCAAUUAUCGAGAAGGAGUUCUUCUAGUAUAAUGGGUACCGUGUUUAAAGGGGGCGGAGUUGGGGGUGGAGCCAGUCAUAAACAGGCUGAGAUGAGUCUAGAACUAUCUUUAGAAAUCAAUAGAAAGAUGCAGGCAGUACUUGAGGACACCAUACUGAAGAAUAUAACAUUAAAAGAAAGUUUGAAUACUUUGGGCCAAGAGGUAGCCAGACUCUCAGCUCAAAUACCAAAGAACACUUCAACUUCUAAUAGAUAAUCACAUUAAUUAAUAAACAAUCAUUGUUAUUUUUUAUCAAUCUUCAUGAAGACACCACUA
This is a messenger RNA of Amphimedon queenslandica, 2475 nucleotides long. RefSeq names its product coiled-coil domain-containing protein 186-like. NCBI's taxonomy places the organism in Eukaryota, Metazoa, Porifera, Demospongiae, Haplosclerida, Niphatidae. Bases 40 to 2415 code for a protein of 791 amino acids. Gene Ontology annotation, biological process: vesicle cytoskeletal trafficking. The record is from RefSeq and is a predicted model, not a curated record. The transcript has 15 exons. Gene Ontology annotation, cellular component: trans-Golgi network. Gene Ontology annotation, molecular function: small GTPase binding.